Molecule: messenger RNA, 855 nt
Organism: Aspergillus puulaauensis
Lineage: Eukaryota; Fungi; Ascomycota; Eurotiomycetes; Eurotiales; Aspergillaceae
Product: putative U-box domain protein
Exons: 3
Coding region: 1-855 (284 amino acids)
Biological process (GO): cellular response to misfolded protein; protein quality control for misfolded or incompletely synthesized proteins; positive regulation of proteolysis
Cellular component (GO): cytoplasm
Molecular function (GO): ubiquitin protein ligase activity; protein-folding chaperone binding
Source: RefSeq, a predicted model, not a curated record
AUGUCAUUCGAUCUGAAAGAAAAAGGCAAUCUUCUGUUCAAGGAGGGUGACUACAAUGGCGCGGAGGAGUUCUAUUCCCAAGCGAUCCAGAAAAACCCUCGCGAGGCGACUUUCUUCACAAAUCGCGCCCUCACCCGGAUAAGGCUUGAGAGAUGGGCCGGCGUUGAGCACGAUGCGCGCGCCGCUAUCGGGUUGUACGGGGCCAAGUCGCCGAAUAGCCUGAAGAGCUGGUGGUAUCUCUCCCAGGCGCUCUUGGGCCUUCAGCAGCCGCAGGAGGCGUAUGAGGUUGCCAUUGAUGCAUACCGUGCCAGUCUGGCGGCCAGGAACGCACAAACGGAGAACUUGUCCAAGGCUGUCCUGCGCGCGAAGCAGCAGAUCUGGGCUGCGAAGGAGACGUCACGACUGCGCGAAAUGAACCAAACCCUGGCGACUAUGGAGGAGCUAGUUGAAGCGGAUCUGAAGCGUUCGCUGGACAAACUCCAGGGGCAGUUGGAUAGGGGUGAGAUCGGAGAGACGGGUUUCGGGGAAGACCAAAGGGCGCUGCGGGAGGAUGCCCAGAAGAAUAUCCAUAAUGUGCGCGAGGCAUUCCGCAUUGCCUCUAAUGGAGAGGUUCAAGAACGGGUUGUCCCUGACUAUCUUGUCGACGGCAUCACCUUCGAGAUCAUGCACGAUCCAGUUAUCAUACCUUCGGGUACCAGCUUCGACCGUAUAGGUGUACUCAAGUACGUCGAACAAUCUGGUGUGGACCCAAUCACACGGACACCGAUGACUGUUCACGAUCUACGACCGAACUAUGCCUUGAAAGCGGCUUGUGAAGACUUUUUGACCAAGAACGGCUGGGCGGUUGAUUGGUAG